Molecule: messenger RNA, 774 nt
Organism: Artibeus jamaicensis (Jamaican fruit-eating bat)
Lineage: Eukaryota; Metazoa; Chordata; Mammalia; Chiroptera; Phyllostomidae
Product: atherin-like
Exons: 2
Coding region: 1-750 (249 amino acids)
Source: RefSeq, a predicted model, not a curated record
AUGGACGCGGCUGCCCGCCAGCACUCACCCGUCACCGGCAGAGUCUCCGGGGACGCGGCUGCGGCUCGUUCGGACCCGGCACCCCCUGGCGGAACCGCCGGCACAACGGCCGCCCAGGCAGGCUCGAGCCGGCUACGAGGAGGCGGAGAAGGCGGAGUCGGGACGCAACCCGGGCCGGCGCCCGCGGCGGGACGCGGGGACACUCACCUGGGCCGCGAGGGCCGCCGCACAGGCCGCACCUGUCCCGCCUACGGGGGCGGCGGCGCCCCUCCCCCGGCUCCCCCCGCGCCGCCGCACACCCUCCCCCAGCACAAAGGGAGGCGGCGGGUGGGCCGGGCGGGGGUCGCACUCGCAGCGGCCGGGGUCGUCCCCAGGCAGGCCCGCCCCCCGCCCCCCGACGGCGCGCGGCGCCCGGUGGGUCCCGAGCCGGAGGCGCGUUGGCGGAGGCCCACCUGGGAGGCGCGCUACGGGCGCGGCGCCGAGACCCCCGGCGGCGGGGCCGGACUGGCGGGGCCGCGGGGCGCGAGCGCAGGAGCCCCGGAGCCGAACCGGUGCGCAGCCAUGGCUCCGCCAGGAAGUGCAAGGCCGAGGGCGGAGGCGCGCGCGGCCAAUGGCGGCGGCCGAGAGGAGCCGCCCAUGAACUGUGUACCUGUCGGGAACCCGUGCCGUGUGGUCGGAUGUAGGUGUACAGUUGUGAGGGAGAUGGACGUCAUUCUUGCUGUCACGGACCUGGCAUUCUUUUGGAAAUAGAUCGCAACACACGAGUAAAGAGAC